Fonsecaea erecta is the source of this 1263-nucleotide messenger RNA. RefSeq lists its product as hypothetical. The record is from RefSeq and is a predicted model, not a curated record. The transcript has 4 exons. Gene Ontology annotation, molecular function: L-aspartate:2-oxoglutarate transaminase activity; pyridoxal phosphate binding. NCBI's taxonomy places the organism in Eukaryota, Fungi, Ascomycota, Eurotiomycetes, Chaetothyriales, Herpotrichiellaceae. Gene Ontology annotation, biological process: L-aspartate biosynthetic process. Gene Ontology annotation, cellular component: cytosol. Bases 1 to 1263 code for a protein of 420 amino acids.
AUGGCUUUGAAGGUUACGGACUCGUUCUUCUCGAACGUCUCAGUUGCUCCAUCGGAUCCAGCAUUCGCACUAACGGCUGCUUUCAAGACAGACGCUUCUUCAAGCAAGGUCAGUCUCGGAUCUGGUGUGUAUCGCGACGACGAUGCCAAACCGUGGAUACUCCCCGUGGUCAAGAAGGCGAAGGCCAGACUGAACGAGGAUCCGGGAACUGACCACGAAUACCUUCCCAUCGUCGGUCAUGCCAAGUUCAUCGAUCUCGCGCAAGAAUUAUUGUUUGGCACCAAGGACUUGGACGUUUGCGCCUGCAUAGCCUCAGUGCAGUGCAUCUCAGGCACCGGGGCGAACCAUCUCGGAGCCAGAUUUCUUGCAGACACUCUCAAACCAUGCCGGGUAUGGAUCUCUGACCCUACUUGGGGCAAUCACCACUUGAUCUGGACAUUGGUCAGCCCGAGCCGAAACACGGACGGGGGACACAUUCAACAAAGACUUUAUCCUUACUACGAGGAGACUUCCAGGUCUUUCGACUUCGACGGCAUGAUGGAUACAUUAAAAAAGGACGCAACGGCGGGUGAUGUUGUCAUUCUGCAUGCUUGUGCCCAUAAUCCCACCGGCCUCGAUCCGUCUCCCGAGCAGUGGGAGGCAAUCGCCAAUCUUUGCGAGAGGCAGAAGCUCUUCCCUUUCUUCGACUGUGCAUAUCAAGGUUUUGCGACAGGGUCCCUCGACGCAGAUUCCUUCGCAAUCCGGCAUUUCCUCUCCCUCGAAACCAUGGAGUUUGGCGUCGCACAGUCUUUUGCCAAAAACAUGGGUCUGUACGGCGAGCGGGUCGGUGCAUUUCACCUCGUCACGUCUUCUCCCUCGUCCGCGACUCAGACACGCUCACAGCUUGCACGGCUGCAGCGUGGCGAGAUCUCAACGCCCCCACUGUACGGGGCCAGCAUCGCCGCGACAGUUCUCGGCGAUCCUGUACUCUUCGCUGAGUGGAAGUCAGAUCUCCAGACCAUGAGUGGACGCAUCAAAGACAUGCGGCGUGCUCUCUACGAUGAGCUUCGCAGGCUACAGACACCUGGGGAGUGGGACCACGUAGUGAAGCAGAUCGGCAUGUUCUCGUACACUGGGUUGAACGCCACACAAGCGAAGAUACUGAGAGACGAAUACAGCAUCUAUCUCCUUGACUCCGGACGGAUCUCCAUCGCUGGCCUCAAUACAAAGAAUGUAUGCUACGUUGCGAAUGCCAUUGAUGCUGUCGUGCGGAGGCAAGGAUGA